AUGAUAGCACUCUGGUCCCGGGCAAUUCGCACCCCGGGUACCUGUAGAUGCAUAUCCUGCAGUGCGAAUACGCCCGCCGUGACUAGACGCGCCGGUGCCACUGGUCUUAAGGGCGCAUGGGUUUUUGGCACCCCAACGUCGACUUUCGUCUACACGACUGUAUUCGCUGCAGGUCUUGCAAUAGACGCAAAGGCUAAGCGAAGCCGGAACGAACAAUGGGAUUCCGCAUUCGAGACUAUACGGGAGGAAUUGCGUGCGCUGCAAACGCCUGCAGACCGAAAUUCCACUGGCAAUGUACACGGACGAGACACCGGGCGCCCUGCGGAAGCGAUACCUAGCGAUGUGGAAUGGGACGAUGUGUUCAAGGUGAUUGGAAUGGACAUGAUUGAUGAUGCCGUGUUCGAAAAACGGCAGAUAGAAUCGGACACGCUUGUAAUCCCAGAGGUCUUGUGGGAUUUGUUGCAUGCAGAUGCCCGCUCUGAUGGGCCUUCUCUACUCGACUGGCCUGCCAGCACUGGUCCUGGUCCAGGAUCGCGAUACAAUCUGCCUCCUCAGUCUCUGUGGGCACUAGAGAGACAUAUCAGCAGCGUAGCUCAUCUUACGUCCCACGAAACACAAAAGGUCAAACGUGAGAUCUUGGCGAAUUUGAGAGCUGUGCAAACUACCAGGAAGGAGGAAUGGCCUGAGGAUGAAACGAGUAUUAGGCCGGGCCCAAAGUUCAAAGCAGAGCCUCGUUACCUUCAGGACAAUGACGGUGAUUUCCACCACAUCACUAAGCAGCUGAAUGUGGCCAUCAAAAAGCUUUUUGAGGAAUAUCACGACAAGCGUAAAAGCCCUGAGUACAUCGCUGUAGCCACGGCGAAGAUAUGCCACAAUCUACUCAUCUCAUCAGCCGCUCCGAACCUGCAAACCUUCAACAUUCUUCUCACUGGAUUCCAAAAGUGGGACCAACCUCGCCUCGUCGAUGAUGUUAUCAAAGGAAUGUACGUCUGUAAAAUCCGUCCGAAUGAGAUCACCUGCGCUGCCAUCCUUGAUCAUUAUACGGAAAUGCAGAGGCCCGUGGAGUUCAGUCAAUUUGUUGCCAAGAUGCGAGGUGCCGGCGACGCAUUGAUGAUGGCAAGACCUGACAUUACUGUGAACGAAGCGGGAGGAAACCGCCUAGUCCGCAUCAGCGAGACGCAGGUCUACCAAAAGGUUUAUCCUACACCUAUGGUAUUCCAUGCUCUCAUGUACGGAGUCCUAAAGUUCGCCGGUUUCGAAAGAGCAAUGGACAUUUACUAUGAGAUGAAGGAGGAUGGCUGGGGUCUUGACUUGCUCAGUCUGUCUCGCUUACUGGAUGAUUGCCUACAUCGUGCCGACUGGCAAGGCGGCCAGAUCGUCUGGGAAGAAAUCGCGAACAUCCAAGGACGGGUUAAUCCCAAUGUCCUAGCCAAGGCGUACGCACAAUUUCUCAGUUUGUGCUCUGUUGCACAGAAACCGGCAGCUUUCAACACAGUCCUCAGCGACGUGAUCAGACGUGGCUACAAUCGCAAGGCUAUCCUCAAGUCGGUGAAGGAAAUGACGAAUGUGGUGCGACCAGAUAAAGGCUACCUUGCACCAGCGUUCACCGCUGAUAACCUUCUUAUCGCGGUAUCUGACUAUAUGAAAACUGGUGAAGCUGCGGAGGCUGAGACAGCACCGUUCUUCGAAGAAUCGAAAGCAGGCUCGACUCCGGGUAAUGCGCAGUCUCAGAAGCAAGGCAUCGACGAGCAGGUUGAUCCUUGGGAUACGUGGGUAGAGCAGGAGCUCGGCGAACCAACGUCUGGCAAGACGAUGGCGCGAAACGAGGCUGCGAAAGCGGAGAUAGCGCCUUUCCUCGAGAGUCCAAACGCAGGAUCAAUCCCUCAAAAUGCGAAGCCUCGCAAACAAAGCACCACGGAGAAGCCCGAUGCAUGGGCAGUAUGGAUGGAACACGAGCUCGGCGAGGCAGUAGCAGGCGAACCAUCGACACCCAACGAGAACGAAUCGACAACUAAGCGCAGCAGGGGCUCGUGA
Messenger RNA from Didymosphaeria variabile, 2034 nucleotides. RefSeq lists its product as uncharacterized. The record is from RefSeq and is a predicted model, not a curated record. Gene Ontology annotation, molecular function: protein binding. The coding region runs from base 1 to 2034 and encodes 677 amino acids. The transcript is spliced from 2 exons. NCBI's taxonomy places the organism in Eukaryota, Fungi, Ascomycota, Dothideomycetes, Pleosporales, Didymosphaeriaceae.